AUGGGUUCCGCGCUCGACUUAUCGGAAGACAACACGGGUAUCAUGGGUAUUACUUUUGGCUACUCUAUGGAUAUGGCAUACCCUGCUGUGUUCGUAGACGAGAAGGGAUACCAUUGGGUGAUUAUAGAACGAGGAACGGAGCAGUCUCGAGAUACAACAAGAGAUAUCGAUGAAUUGCUCUAUCUAGUCUUUCAAUUCAUCGUACGGACUUUGGCGAGCAAGUAUGGAAUGACCAAUAGAGUUCCUGGACAAGAUCAAAGACGCCCGAUGUUUCACGAGCAAAUUCGCUUGAUGGGUCUGGUCAGUCCGACAUUCGCAGCAAGAACAAAGAAGGAAAUAGAUGAAACUCUGGCAAAGUAUCCAUACAGUGAUGAAACAUCUGUUGUAUGA
Didymodactylos carnosus is the source of this 390-nucleotide messenger RNA. NCBI's taxonomy places the organism in Eukaryota, Metazoa, Rotifera, Eurotatoria, Philodinida, Philodinidae. The record is from the annotation of a GenBank genome assembly.